CUGCAGUUCACUAUGCAUCUCACGGUUACACCGGAGUCGGCCUUAGCAGAUGAAUCGGUGAAGAUCAAAGCUUGGGGCCUUCCUCCACAUCAGAUUGUUACCAUUAGAGCAUGGCUGAAAGAUGAAAGAGGAGAAAUGUUUUACUCCCGAGCUUUCUAUAGAAGUGAUGAUGAAGGAAAGGUGGAUCUUCAGCAAUCCCCAGCCACUGGUGGAGACUAUCAUGGAGUUCAUCCAAUGGGACUUUUCUGGUCUCUGAAGCCGGUCACUCCAUACUUCAGGUUGAUGAAGCGGGAUGUGAUGGGGAGUCCCUUUGAGAUUCACCUGGAACUCUAUGGUCAGCUGGAACUUGACGCUAUGCCAGAAUGUUCUCCUAAUGCUACUGCGUGUCUGAGAAGAUGGUUUGUGGCUCCUGGGGUCCAAAGAUUGCAAGUCCGAGAAGGGCGACUUCGGGGAGCUCUCUUCAUUCCUCCAGGUGAGGGCCCAUUCCAAGGAGUCAUUGAUAUAUUCGGGGGUUUUGGUGGCCUUAUAGAGUAUCGAUGCAGCCUCCUGGCUAGUCGUGGCUUUGCCACACUUGCUUUGGCUUAUUUUGCUUAUGAGGAUUUGCCAAAGACCCUCGACUAUCUGGAUCUAAAAUACUUUGAAGAAGCUGUUCAGUUUCUAAGCAGUCAUCCAAAAGUGUGCGGAAGUGGAGUUGGAGUCAUAGGUUUCAGCAAAGGAGCUGAGAUGGCUCUAGCCAUGGCGUCUUAUAUACCACAUAUUGCUGCUACAGUCUUCAUCAAUGGAACCGUGGCAAUUAGCGGCAGCACCGUCCGUUACGGGGACCUUAUCCUGCCUGGAAUUCCAUACCAAAGAGAGAGGACACUUAUAACACCCUCUGAAGCUUGUAUUGUAUCUCCCUUAUUAGGAGACCUGUCAAAACCAGAAAACCAGGCCAGUGUACUUCCAGUGGAAAAGGCCAAAGGUCCCAUCCUCUUCCUGGUGGGAGAAAAUGAUAAGAGCUGUGAAAGCUUAUAUUUUGCUAGAUUGUCAUUGGCCAGAGCAAAAAAGUGGGGCAAGAUGGACGUGUACAUAGAGAGUUAUCCUGGAGCCGGACACCUCCUAGAACCUCCGUGUUCUCCUUUCAGUCUUGUAUCAAGAGUAUCUUCAUCACCAAGUCUGAUAAUGUGGGGAGGGGAGCUUGUCCCGCACUGCCAGGCUCAGGAAAUCAGCUGGCCAAUAAUACAGGACUUCUUACGUAAAAAUAUUCCAUGUUCUAAGAAGAAUAAAUUGUAAAACGACUGGUCACGGAAAUAAAAAAAUAAAUAAAAACUU
Rana temporaria (common frog) is the source of this 1311-nucleotide messenger RNA. Its product is annotated as acyl-coenzyme A amino acid N-acyltransferase 1-like. Gene Ontology annotation, biological process: fatty acid metabolic process; acyl-CoA metabolic process. Gene Ontology annotation, molecular function: fatty acyl-CoA hydrolase activity. The transcript has 3 exons. The record is from RefSeq and is a predicted model, not a curated record. NCBI's taxonomy places the organism in Eukaryota, Metazoa, Chordata, Amphibia, Anura, Ranidae. Bases 13 to 1272 code for a protein of 419 amino acids.